CAGAGGGAAGAGGCGGACUGCACGCUGCACUGGUAUCGCAAUAUGCAAACAUCGAUUUGACAAAAUGGUUGCAAUGUCAUGACUAAAAUCGGACAUAGCAAAACCGGGGGGAAAAAAAACUAUAAAAACUGAGUGCCGUGCGAUAUCGUGGAAGCAGGGAACAAUUUAUAAUUCCAACGCAGCAAGUGAAAUCAGACUGUUGGAGCCGUGCUGGAUCACACAGUAGUGCAAAGCGGGACGGCAAAAAAAAGUUUGCGAUUCUUUUGCAGUGCCAGUUCUGUGGGAGUUCGUUGGUGACUAUACUUCACCUGUACUUUUAACAACAGGGCACAACCCAAACUGUACUUUGCAUUGCGCUGGAAGUAAGUAUUUGUGCAAUUAACGAUAAAGUGAACCACUCGAUCAAAAAACAAGCGCUCGUUGUAACUGGAGGUCUGUUCCAAUCACUAUCUUUAGUGUCUCCUCCCCCCCCCCUGUUGGAUGCCCAGUUCCCGAUCCGCGACUCUCGUAUUCCCGGGAAUAAUUUGUUUCUGUGCUCUUGUGCGGGCCAGCAGAGGAAACGACACACUUGUUGGAGAAGGCAAAUCGCGUUGUCCGCUUCAAAAAAUCCUGAACUGAAACUAAUCAGCAGAAAGCGACUCUUGCCUUGGCGAGAACCUUGCUGGACAUCCACACGGCGUUUCAUCCGGUCGUCAGGAACAGCUUGGAUUCCGGGAUCGAUUGGACAAAACAAUAAUACGUUUGUCGUAUCGCGUCUGCAGGAAUUGCAAGUGGGGGAAAUCACAGUGCAAUUGGAAAAUUAGAAGCUACCUAUCACUGAGUUCAGUGUAUCUUAAAAAAAGUCGGGGGAAACCAGGCACGAGUAUAAUACGAUUGCUGUGCAAAAAUAUAUUGUCACGGAUGCGAGAGAAAUUAAGGCGGAGUUAAUACAUGGGAUUCCACUGUAUUUUUUUCCAACCUGAAAUGAAAAGGUUUAGUCCAUAAUUUGUUCUAUCGCCAUGCUUGGAAAAAAGUAAUGCACACAACUCCCAGCGGCUGCAAUAAAACUGUGCACGUAGUCUCUCAUAUCUUUUCGUGAGCAACGAAAAACUAAUUCAAGUAAUUUGCAAGUGAUGAAGAAAAAUGAAACAACUAACGGGAUACUGAGCACCUCCUCAUUUUUUAUUCUUGUUGUAAAUGCACUGUGGAAGUCAACAGUCAAGACUUGUGUUUUAAGCAGCCCCCCUGAGCGAAAAUAAAAAUCCAGACUGUAGGAAAUAAUUUUGCACACUCCCCCCCUCCUCCUCCAAGUGCAGCCAGCCGCUGUCACUCCCACCUACACGGAGAAUGGAGACCCAGAGCCUUUAUGGGAAUUACAGCGCGCAGCCCGGACUCGAAGCAGCGGGCAUGCAGCGCCAGGGGGCGGCGUUCCAGAGCGUCUUCCACGCGGCGUGCGCGCGCGAGCACAGCCUGAUGCGCGCCAGCGAGCCGCCGGCGGGGGCGAGCGCGCCCGACCCCCCCGCGGGAGGCGAGCGCUUCGGCCCCUUCUACGAAGCCGCGUGCCGCCAGGGCGCCGCCAUCUUGGGCCAGCCGCGGGACGAGGUGGCGGUUGGCUGCGGCGGUUACGGCCACGCGCCGUUCGUCGUGCGGACUCUGUUCAGCAGCUCGGGCGUCUCGUGCCCCGAGCGGGAGAAGGGCAGGGAGUGCCGCUGCGACGGCCAUGACUUCGAAGACCGCGAGCUGGUCAGGGACCUCUCCCCGGAGACGGAGUUCAGCGGCAGUUGCUCUUACUCCCUGACCAACGACACUGCCCGGGAGCUUUGCAAAGCCGUCUCGGUGUCCAUGGGCCUCAACAUCGACAACAAUGAGCUGGGCGAACUGCAUUCUUCCUUUGGCCCCAAGAGAGACUGCAUGUUCUCCUUCUCUUCCAAUAACAGUAACAGAGCAGUCAGCAUCGAUACUGCAGCGACAGCGCCCAGUGACGACCCAUGCCCUGGCUCUCAAAAUAUGAGGCUAGCCAACAGACUGGAAACUGGGGACGAGCUUAGUCGAGGGGAACAUAGGGAGUCAGAAAGCAGUGCAUAUUCCACAGAGUACGACAUAUCUCAUUCAAGGAGGGAGUCUAUUUGUAGAGGGUUAGUUGAAGACUCCACUGCAAAUGAAUGUAUCACCAGGGCUCAAGAAGCUAAGUGCAUUGGUGAAGAAAGUCAGGCAGCUGAUUAUGCUGAUAAGGAUCAUAAGCAGUGCCACAUUAACAGAGCGUUUCCAACUAACUGUGAACAUGACCAAUCUUCGUCUGAAGAAAACACCCUGUAUAACCUGUCAAAUAGAGUUGGCUUGAGAGAUGCUGAUAACUGUGACCUUAAUAAUGACAACCCAUGCGAUGGCCAGUUUGGUGUAGCAACAAACAUUAAAAUUAAAAUAGAAGAACACAGCAGCAUAGACAACCACAGAGCAUUUUCUCCUCAGUGCAGAUAUAUGGAUUGCACAAUGACGCCACUUUAUGGGUCCACACCAUCUUGGCGUUACAUUGAAAAGGGGAGCUUUGAGAAUGACUUUGGUGGUUCUCCUGAAUAUCCAAGUAAUGAUUUAGCAGUUCGGGAUAACAUUAUUACAUCUGAUUCAUGGUACUCAAGUGGACUGCUAGAUAGAGGGCCACAUCUAGCUUCAGGCCAUGUUAAAAAUGAAAUGGAGAGUUGGAUCGAUGGAUACUACAACAUACGAUUGGAUAAUACAAGGAAUCUUGGUCUCCAGAUGGACUACUUUUUUCAACCUCAGAAAACCUGUCUCAUUUGUGGAGAUGAAGCAUCAGGCUGUCAUUAUGGAGCACUCACCUGUGGCAGUUGCAAGGUGUUCUUCAAGAGAGCAGCUGAAGGAAAACACAAGUUUCUGUGUGCUAGCAGAAAUGAUUGCACGAUUGAUAAAGUACGGAGAAAAAACUGUCCGUCAUGUCGUUUGAGAAAGUGUUUUGCUGCUGGAAUGACACUUGGAGGUCGAAAAUUAAAGAAUGCACGACCAUUCCAAACUUCAGAGGAUACCGACUCUUCAGUUGUGCAAAAGCAACAGAAUACCACUGUCUCCAUUGUCCCAAGGAUUGGUGUACCAAGGAUGCAGAAAUUUCAGUGUCAACCCCUGUUUCUUGCUGUGUUGCAGUCCAUCGAGCCUGAUAUGGUGUAUGCAGGCUAUGAUAAUACACAGCCUGAUACAUCCACCAGUUUGCUAACAAGUCUCAAUGAACUAGGGGAAAGACAACUUGUGCGAGUUGUCAAAUGGGCAAAGGUUUUACCAGGUUUUCGCAAUUUACAUGUGGAUGACCAAAUGAGUCUCAUACAGUAUUCGUGGAUGGCAGUUAUGGUCUUCGCAAUGGGAUGGAGGUCUUAUAGAAUUGUGAAUUCCAGAAUGCUCUACUUUGCACCAGACUUGGUAUUUAAUGAGCAACGGAUGCAAAAAUCAACUAUGUAUAAUCUCUGUGUGGAAAUGCAACGACUGUCCCAGGAGUUUCAGUGGCUUCAUAUUUCUCAGGAUGAGUUCCUUUGCAUGAAAGUGUUGCUACUCUUUAGCAUUAUUCCAGUUGAAGGUCUGAAAAAUCAGAAAUACUUUGAUGAGCUGCGAUUGAACUACAUUCAGGAACUAGACAGAGUGAUUUCCUUUCAAGGAAAAGAUACCACAAACAAUCCACAACGUUUUUAUCAACUAACGAAGCUCUUGGACUCAUUGCAGAUAACAGUGAGGAAACUCCAUCAGUUUACAUUCGAUCUAUUUGUUCAGUCUCAGACUCUGAGCGUCCACUUCCCUGAAAUGAUGGCAGAGAUAAUCUCUGCCCAGGUACCAAAGAUCCUCGCUGGUAUGGCCAAACCGAUUCUUUUUCAUGAACAGUGAUGUUCAUUGCUUACAUAUGUUAUACUGCCUGUAACUGUACUACCUAGAGUUUAUCUUGUUUUCAAAUUCAUCAGUUCAGUCAAAUGCUAUAUGUGUUCUGAUAAAGAAAUGAAAGAAGUUGUACAAAAUCUACCUUUAUUUCCAGUGGUCAGUUGACCACCUAGUUACAGAGUUGGUCAUGUUAUACAACCAAUCUGAGGUAGGCAAGUUGUAAUCUUAUUGACUCGUUACUAUGUUGGACCACACAAAUUACUGGUUGAUACCUUGGUUACAUUUAGUAAGAAUCAGCUGCAUUCACCUCUUUAUUGGUCUUUCGGAGUAGUUCCAUUUACUGAUUUUUACUUAAAGCUACCUACAUUAUUUUUAUUAUUUUGAAACUACCUGUUUUCAUUUUAUAUCCUUAAAACAUAUCAGAUAUCAAUUUUGCCUGAUG
This is a messenger RNA of Hemiscyllium ocellatum (epaulette shark), 4291 nucleotides long. It is a transcript of the gene ar, whose product is annotated as androgen receptor. The record is from RefSeq and is a predicted model, not a curated record. The transcript has 8 exons. Gene Ontology annotation, molecular function: zinc ion binding; DNA-binding transcription factor activity; sequence-specific DNA binding. Bases 1327 to 3858 code for a protein of 843 amino acids. NCBI's taxonomy places the organism in Eukaryota, Metazoa, Chordata, Chondrichthyes, Orectolobiformes, Hemiscylliidae. Gene Ontology annotation, biological process: regulation of DNA-templated transcription; male gonad development.